CAUCACAAUUAUCAAAUGCAGAUCAACCACUGAAACAACAGAUUACACGUAUUGUUGUCGAGAAACACGAACGAGAUGAUUUCGAUCGAAUUAUGGAAGAAGAUCUCGAAAAUCAAUUGAAUGAAUUAAAAUUAGAACGUGAAGAAGAAUUAAAACAUAUUGAACAGAAACAACAACAAAAUCAAUACGAAACAUUAUUGAAACAAAUGAAAAGAUAUGGUACGAUGAAUAGAAUAUCUUAUUCUCUUCGAGUUUCUCAUUACAAUCAAAUGCAAAAAAGAAAUACCACUAAAAAUCAAUGUCUCAAUAAUAUUAUGCGCAACCUAAAAUUUCUUUAUUAA
Messenger RNA from Rotaria sp. Silwood2, 341 nucleotides. The record is from the annotation of a GenBank genome assembly. NCBI's taxonomy places the organism in Eukaryota, Metazoa, Rotifera, Eurotatoria, Philodinida, Philodinidae.